Molecule: messenger RNA, 582 nt
Organism: Rotaria socialis
Lineage: Eukaryota; Metazoa; Rotifera; Eurotatoria; Philodinida; Philodinidae
Source: the annotation of a GenBank genome assembly
AUGAGUUUUCUAUGGGAUUGGUUUACCAGUAUUUUAACGUCGCUGGGUCUCCAUAAAAAAAGUGGUAAACUUGUAUUUCUUGGCCUUGAUAAUGCUGGAAAAACAACUUUGUUGCAUAUGCUUAAAGAUGAUCGACUAGCACAACAUGUGCCGACACUACAUCCAACUUCGGAAGAAUUAGUUAUGGGCAAUAUGAAAUUUACAACGUUUGAUUUAGGUGGUCACGCUCAAGCUCGUCGUGUAUGGAAAGACUAUUUUCCGGCUGUUGAUUCAGUUGUAUUUCUUGUUGAUGCAGUCGAUCGAACGCGUUUUGCUGAAGCCAAAGCUGAACUUGAUAGUUUAUUAACAGACGAACAAGUAGUAAAUGCACCUAUUGUUGUACUUGGAAACAAAAUUGAUUUACCAGGAGCUGUCAGUGAACAAGAACUUCGUUAUGUACUUGGUAUUUCUACAGCAACAACAGGCAAAGGCAAUGUUCCUCGUUCGGAUGUAUCUGGCCGUCCUAUGGAACUAUUUAUGUGUAGUGUACUAAGACGUGAAGGCUACGGGGAAGCGUUUCGAUGGCUUUCACAAUAUCUGUAG